Messenger RNA from Amphibalanus amphitrite, 2024 nucleotides. Its product is annotated as beta-1,3-N-acetylglucosaminyltransferase radical fringe-like. The transcript is spliced from 10 exons. Gene Ontology annotation, molecular function: O-fucosylpeptide 3-beta-N-acetylglucosaminyltransferase activity. The record is from RefSeq and is a predicted model, not a curated record. Bases 465 to 1397 code for a protein of 310 amino acids. Lineage: Eukaryota; Metazoa; Arthropoda; Thecostraca; Balanomorpha; Balanidae. Gene Ontology annotation, biological process: regulation of Notch signaling pathway. Gene Ontology annotation, cellular component: membrane.
AGAUCGUUCGCAGUUACGGGAGCGGAAGGACGUGUGAUCGGAAAGCUCUUGAUUGUGAUCGGCGAGGCCGGGAAGAAGGAAGAGGACUUUUUAAGUCCAAUUUGUUUUUGUUUAUUCAAUUCUUUUGGAGAAGCAUCCAUUUUUCUUUUUCUUCCAUUUCGUUUUGAUUAAUUGUCGGGUGGAAGCUCGGCCACGUGAGACCUUCAUGUCUACAUCCUCCCAAAGCAAGUCCACACCACGGCUAUACCUAUCCUAAAUCCGUAACCCUGCUUAGUCACCCUGCUUAGUUCCCUUUACUCAUUAAGAAGAAAAGAAGAAGAAAGACUGCCAUCAAAAGAAGUUGGACGCAAGAGCCAAGCUGCUACGCGCCCUAACCCAGAACAACAACAACGUGCAAUUUUACGCGCACAACAAAAAGGAUACUAUUACUGAUACACUGUGCUAAAAGUCUGCUAGGCCCGGACAUGUGUCCUGGCCGGCUCAUUUCGCGCAGGCGGCUGCUGGCGGCUGGCCUCCUGCUCGCUGCCCUGGUGUGGAUGGUGCUGAGGCUCACCGCACUCGGCCAACCGACUGCAGGGCCAGCCUCUGUCCCAGCAGCCCAGCCUGUCGGUCACAGCGGGUCAGUCCUGCUGGCCGUCAGGACCAGUGGCCAGCUGCACUCGCUGCGCCUGCCAGUGCUGGCCAGGACUUGGCUCAGGGACAGCAGGCCAGACAUUCAGAUUCGUCUGUUUUCUGACAUGCCUUCUGUAAAGGAGUUUGUGAAGUUACUAGCCGGUGUUGGUGUGGAGGUGAGCAGCCGCUGCGGUCAGGGACACACCGCCUCCGUACUCUGCUGCCGGCUGGCCCACGAGAUCGCCGUCUUCCUCGACACGCGCCACGGGUGGUGGUGUCAUUUCGACGACGAUAAUUACGUGAACACGGUGGCGGUGGAGGCCAUGCUGGCCUCUUACGACUCUCGGCGGCCCUGGUAUAUCGGUCGGGCGAGCAGCGACGCCACCUAUGGACGAGGAUCGCACACUCAGCUUGUGAGAUUCGCCACGGGCGGCGCUGGAUUCUGCGUCAGCAGGGCUGCUCUCAUGCAGGCGACCAAGGGAAUUCUACACGGCCAGUUUGAGAGCGCGUGCGCGAGACUCCGACUGCCCGAUGACGUCACACUGGGCCACAUCCUCUGGAACUCGAGCCGGGUGCGGCUGACCCACGUGGACGAGUUCCACUCGCACCUGGAGCCGCUGGCCGCCCUCCCGCGCGACUCUCUCGCCUACCAGGUCAGUCUGAGCUACUUCCUGCAGCGUCAUCCACCCAACACGGUGGAUGUGGAGGGACUGGACAGGGAGCAGGAUCCCACCCGGUUCAUCUCGCUGCAUUGUCUGCUGCACGGGCUCAGGAAGUGCUCGUGACCGGCAUGAAUGGGGCUAGGGGCCGACUGGUGUGAGCCUCGUGACGUGAUGUCCUGAAACGUGAUUCGGGACAGGCUGUGGCGCCACCCGUGACUGACUCCAGAUGAAUUCCGGUCAGUGAUGGCAGUCGGAGCAGUGAAUGUCGGCGAUCGGUUCAGGGGAGAGAGGAACGUCUGGGAUCCGCACGGGCGGACCGUCUGAACUCUUAGGCCGGCACGAGAGGGCCGUCUGAGGCCGGCACAGGAAGGCCAACCGUCAUCUGAGUGGAUGCUCGAGUUGGCAGAUGACUAAAGGUAUGGUGUGGUUGGAGAAGCAAAUGAACACCGGCUGUGAUUGUGUUAUGCAUAGGACGUUUCCGAAAUAAUGCUGUUUUGAGUUUUAUAUGUCGUCAGUUGCCGUCGUCUGUGUAGUGUGAGUGUUCAUCGUUUUGACAUCUAUCGCUGUUAUUGUGUAGAAAUGGCAUCGGCUAGGACCGACUGCAGCUAAUCGUGAUUCCGCUGGAAGUCGAACUCCGCGAAUGAAGUGUUGUUUGUCGCGGAUUAUUGUUUUACCGUAAUAUCGGGACGUCAGUGCAGACGUGCAGGCUGUGAGCAUUGUACUUACCCAAUGCAUGCUAUGAACAUUCUA